Molecule: messenger RNA, 2847 nt
Organism: Penicillium griseofulvum
Lineage: Eukaryota; Fungi; Ascomycota; Eurotiomycetes; Eurotiales; Aspergillaceae
Exons: 1
Coding region: 1-2847 (948 amino acids)
Molecular function (GO): protein binding
Source: RefSeq, a predicted model, not a curated record
AUGGAUCCUAUGCAAAAAUUAUACGAAGUCUUACCAGGGGGAGACAUCGUCCACCCACCCCCGUUUCCAAAGCGGCCAGAUAUCUUCAAUCGGGCGCCACUAGCCCCAGCGUUGACUGAAGACAACGCAUUUCUUGCCCGUCGAUUUUGGCAACAGCCUGACGAAUCCCUCGGACGUGCAUGGAGGGCCCAUGUCAGUCGACCUUAUAAACGAGCAGCCGAUGAAGAAGAAUCGGUAAUGCAUGCGUUGGCUCACAAUGUCUAUGAGCACCUGAUGAGCAAUCCACUCCUGCCUAUCUCGCGUGAGCAUGCACGAGCCAAAUUUACAGAAGAGGGCCUGGACGAGACCUAUAACGGAGUGCAGGGGCUAGACGGAAUGGAACAAAAAGUGUUCAUACACGGCCUGAAUGUCAGAGACCCGGAUCUUUGGACGAAAGAUGCACUCACCGAUGAAUUGACAUCAAGGGGUCUAAGCACAGACGGGAGAAAAAUAGAGCUACAGCGUCGUCUAUGGGUAUAUGAAUGUGAUGAGCGCUUUGGGGUCUCGGGACAAAGCAACCUGAGCCACUGGGGUAUCCAUCGUGAGCCACGGCCUGUAAUGAGUCCCGCUACAAGAACAGAUAUGUCCGCACUUGAAAUGUACACCGCGGCAAUUAAACUCAGUCCAUACAAUCCGACUUACUGGAACAGCCGUGCGUACUGCCAUUACCUGCUGGGCCAUUUUGAUCUCGCCAUUGGAGACGCCUAUCGCGGAGAACUUCUCUGCGAAGUGUUGACUACGGCAACAAAAAGGAACAAACGCCCUGGGAUGUAUACCCGGGUUUGGGACGCCAUUCAGCAGCACCUGAUGAUGGAGUUGAAGAUCAAGGGAGUCCCAAUGACAAGGGAGGUUUUGCAAAUGAGGAAGGCAAAUGGCGUGAACUAUUUCAUUCCAACCUUGAGGAACGCCCUUCACAGCAUUACCAGUCUCAGCCUCGCAGCACUGAAUUGUUGGGAUGAUUUUGAUGACCAUGUGCAGGGUCAACUCCAAAGACCCCUGCCAUACCGCGAUGUGUCAGUCCCCAAAAAACGGAUGACAGCGAGCGCUCGUGUGAAAGAGGAGAUUCUACGGAGGAGAGAUAAUCCCUCGGCGCUUCAUCCGUCCCUUUAUGGACACGAAUGGAGCCGAGGAUGGAUUUCAGGCGCCGAUAAAUAUCCAUAUGACCAAGCAGACGUGAGACGCGAAUCACCGUAUUUCAUCAAUGCACUCAAUGCGAAUAUUUUCAUGGCCAAUGCCAGUGAACGGACAUGCCAGGUACAACCACUCACAAAGGACAAUUCCUUCAAUGGCUUGGGGGUCUUUGCCACUGCAAAUAUCAAAGCAGGAACCUUGAUCCACUACGAGGAACCAGUUAUUCGCGGAAAUCUCAUCCCCAACAGGCUGCUUGAUGAUGAAAGUGAAGACCCCCUUCAUGCCCCACGAUGCGACAACUGUCAAACGGUGGUUGACCCAGAAGAGAUCGAGCACAUCUCAAAUCACUUGGACGCCCUUCAUGAUCCAGCGCGCGGUCCGGGAUAUGGACACCCGGCUGAUUGCGCAUGCGUUGACAUGAUGUGUAAAUGUACGGACGUUGGAUGUUUCCGAGCUGCGAGGGGUGGUCUGCUGUUCUGUUCUUCCAAAAAUGCAAGACCAGAGGGCAUGGCUCCCCACUGCUUAGCCAUUGCGCAGGAAACAUAUCAUUUUGAAGAAUUCUGUGGUCUCGAUUGGGGGUGGUUGCACAAUUCCAUGAGACCUAAUAAAGUGCCAUGGGGCGGAUCGCAGUAUUUCACCCACACCAAUGAACGACACGGGACUAUUUUGAGUCUACUCUUGAAGAGUGUGUUCGAACUCACACUCCACCGCCGCCAAGAGGAUCCUAAUCUUCUAGCGCAUGAAAUUAACGAACUCCUUGUCCUUGAGUCAGGUAGCGACACGAACGAGCCGUGGAAAGAUAGCUGGUUUCCUUUCACCCUGGCUCGUAAUAUCCAGAUACCUUUCGAUAUCCUCUUUUACCUUGGAGUGGACAUCUUCUGUGACCUCUCAUUCGAUACUUGGGUUAUUCAGACUGUAUUGCGGAAGUUGCUGGUCAAUGCCGUUCCGUGGGAACAUGCACGACGAGGUACGAACCCAACGUUCAAUGACCGGGAUGGUCCCAAGCCGGUGCUGCACCCAACCCUACAAUCCCGAAUGAGAGAUAGGAAAGAAGACCUCUCGGCAAUGGAGCCAUCGUUUGGGAACUUCUUCCUCUUCCCCGGAUUAAGCAUGUUCAAUCAUUCCUGUCGCCCUUUCGAGAACGCACUGUGGGGAUACGAUGACAAGGUCCCGAACCGCGUAGUCGUCUGGGCAAACAAAGAUAUCAAAGCUGGGGAAGAGAUUAGAAUUCCAUAUCAACGCUACAGGAUCGCUGACCCCGUUGGCGAAGACGCCGAGCUCAAUAUGCACGCAGUGCAACUGUUCGGAAAGAAUUGCGAGUGCCCCAGGUGUCAAGGCAGAGUGAUUGCUCCUCCUGUUGAUAAAGGGAAGGUCAAAUCGGUUCCCGGUAAUGAUACUCAGGACGAUGGGACUGUGGAUUGGACACCGGGUCCAGUGACGAUUCCCCCUAAGCAGGAAUAUUGGCGUGGUGUUCUCGGAGAGAACAAUCCUGAGAUUGAUGACUAUUUGAGAGAGUAUCAGGAGAUUGUGGAUGAUAUAUAUGACAAAUACUACGAUCUCGAUCCUGAAUCCCCGGGCGAGGAGGAGAAAAAGGAGGGAAAUGAAGCUAAUGAGGAGGUGGAUAUGGUUGAUGUUAAAGCUGGGGAUGGACCCGAAAUCAGUGGAAGUAAGGAAUGA